Messenger RNA from Alosa sapidissima (American shad), 3313 nucleotides. It is a transcript of the gene lrrfip2, whose product is annotated as leucine rich repeat (in FLII) interacting protein 2. The record is from RefSeq and is a predicted model, not a curated record. Bases 540 to 2819 code for a protein of 759 amino acids. Gene Ontology annotation, biological process: regulation of DNA-templated transcription. The transcript has 28 exons. NCBI's taxonomy places the organism in Eukaryota, Metazoa, Chordata, Actinopteri, Clupeiformes, Clupeidae.
CUGAUGGAAAAUAACGCCUUUGCCUCCACCCUGGCUUCACUUACAUCCGGGGAAAGUGUAGCGUCACCCACUGACAUCUCCAAGAAUCGGUGGACAGUGGUGGUGAGGGAAACGAGGACAGUGCUGACCAGGAUAAAAAGAAAGGGCAUUUUUGCCAAAUAAGACCUGUUUUAAUAGUAUCGGUGUGCACCGGAGUCAAUAAAGACUGGAGUGUGAGAGCCCUGGACAAAAAAAAUACUUGGAAAAGAUUACGAAGGAACUAAAUUCUUUGGGAAGUGUAACGUGACGGGCAGUGUCAGUUUGCGCUGUCACAACUCGCGGAGAACUGAGGUUAGCUAGCAAGUGGGCUAGCUAGCCAGCUAGCUUAGUUGUUAAAAAGGACUGCUCUAUUUUGAAUUGCGGUCACUGCGCUAAAGAGGACACGAGCGACUUGUCCCCCAUGUUGAUUGAAUAAUAACACAAGGAGGUUUAGCACUACAAACGUCGACCAUUCUUUCUCCUGAGAGCACUUCAGAGUUGCUGGUGGGGCCGGUGAGGACAUGGGGACACCAGGACGAAAACGAGCCCCUAUCAAGGACCGCUUCUCAGCUGAGGAUGAGGCGUUGAGUAGCAUAGCCCGAGAGGCAGAGGCCAGGCUCGCAGCCAAGAGAGCCGCCCGGGCAGAAGCACGGGACAUCCGAAUGCGGGAGCUGGAACGCCAGCAGAGAGAGCUCUCUCACCACCACUCGUCCUCCAACAGGAAAUGGGGGCAGAUCCACCAAUGGAUGGCUGACGCUGAGAAGGCCCGAACCUCGCAUCGGUCCAGCACGAGUCAACGACGGGGUCGAGAUGACGAUACAAUGUCGGUCCGUAGCAGUGCCAGCUACAGGUCGACUUCAUCCUCGCUACGAGACUUGGGGAGCUCCCAGCGGAGUCGAUCUAGUACCUCUCGCAGGAGGGAUGCGGUGUCUGACGGCCUCUCCAGCAGCUCGGCUCUGAAGAGCUCCCGUUCCACUAGCUCUGUGUACAACGACUUGCACAACUUGAAGAAGACCUCCAGUGGCUCUAAAAAGGACUUGCUGACUGGACUGUACCACGACCAAAGGAACUACAGCAGCCUAAAGAGCACCAAACCUGCUCCCCCUACUUUCACCUCCACUACAACCUCUUCCACCUACCAACCUCGGGCUUCGUCCACCACCCCCAGCACAAGUGGUCUGACCCGAAGUUACAGCCUGGCCUCUAUCUAUGACGACGGUCUCUAUGGUUCCUACAGUUCCAGCAAAGCUCCGUCUGAAUACAGCUGGUACUCCUCGGGGGCCAGCUCCACUCGUAGCAGCCCCGUGUCUUCCUCUGAUGAUGACUCCGGCAGCACUGUGUCCCAGGAGUGCUACAACCGCAGACGCAGGGACAGCACGUCGUCUGACUUCUCUGACAUUAGUGAGACGGCUGCUGACUAUUUCAGCCGCUCUAACCGCCGUGGCAGUAUCGUGUCUGACCUGGAUGAUCUGAGUAUUCCUGAUCUGGACUCCCUGGAUGAAAAAUGCGACAAGCAGUACUCAGAGUACAGCCGGCCGUCGUCGCGCUGUGCCACCCCUGGGCUGUCUGCGGCUGCUCUGGCGUCGCUGGGCGGCACCUCGUCCAGGCGUGGUAGCGGAGACGCGGGCAGUGUCGUCGUCGACCCUGAUGCUUCUCUCAGUGAGCUACGGGAUCUGUAUGAUUUAAAGGACCAGAUUCAGGAUGUAGAGGGGCGCUACAUGCAGGGGCUUAAGGAGCUGAAGGAGUCUCUAACAGAGGUGGAAGAGAAGUAUAAGAAAGCUAUGGUGUCCAACGCUCAGCUAGACAACGACAAAGCCAACCUGAUCUACCAGGUGGACACGCUCAAGGACGUCAUAGAGGAGAUGGAGGAGCAGACGUCAGAAAUGAGACGAGAGAUGGACGACAAGUCCAAGGAGUUAGAGAGACAGAAGCACACGGUGUCGGUGCUGCAGCACAAGCAGGAGGAGUUGAAGGAGGGCAUUCGCCAGAGAGACGAGCUCAUAGAGGACAACCAGCGAAUGCAGCAAAAGUUAGAUACGCUCACCCGCGAGGUGUUUGAUCUGCAGGAGACCAUUAACUGGAAGGACAAAAAGAUUGGGGCCUUAGAGAGACAGAAAGAGUACUUUGAUUGCAUUAGGACUGAGAGGGACGAGCUCAGAGAUGAGCUGGCUGACCUCAAGGGGAAGUCCAAAUCAGGAGAGAAACAUGGGCUGGUCAUCAUCCCAGAGGGCAUGCCCAACGGUGAUGUAGACCACGAGCUGCCCCCCUCGGGCAUCACCGUGGUGACGCAGGAGGCAGCGCAGGUGCUGGAGUCCGCUGGAGAGGGGCCUCUUGAUGUCAGGUUACGGAAGCUUGCGGACGAAAAGGAUGAACUCUUAGCACAGAUUCGUAAAUUGAAGAUGCAGCUGGAAGAGGAGAAACAGAAGCACUCUAAGAUGGAAAGUGUGUUCACGGACGGAGAGAGGAUGGAGAAUGGCACUGACCUGCACUUUAUAGAGUUUCAGAGAGAUGCCAACAGACAGAUCAGCGAAUUCAAGUUCAAGCUGUCGAAAGCAGAACAGGAAAUGGGCACAAUGGAACAGAAUAUCAGUAGACUUGAAGGACAGGUGUCGAGGUACAAGUCAGCAGCGGACAACUCUGAGAAGGUUGAGGAUGAGCUGAAGGCUGAGAAGAGGAAACUUCAGAGAGAGUUGCGCACAGCGCUGGAUAAGAUAGAAGAGAUGGAGAUGACAAAUAACCACCUGGUGAAACGGCUGGAGAAGAUGAAGGCCAAUCGCAAUGCCCUGCUGUCUCAGCAGUGAGGGAGAGCUGCCACAGACACAUGCGCGCACACACACACACACACACACACUACGCCAACCAUCCAUCAACCCCCACCGAACCCUAAAGAACAGUCAAUGGUCUCUCCUGUCCACACCCCAAAACAGUUCAUAAAACAGAGAGUCCCCUCCCACCUCCCCCACCCAACAACCCUCUACAGACUGUUAGACAUGUAGGAAAACCAAAAACAGUCCCCGCAAAACCUGAUAGCACUGUCAGGAGGGACACCAGCCUCCACUGUGGUUGUCUCCAAAACGGAGCUUCAGACCAUUGUUUGAGAAGUGAUUGAUAUUUUUUUUUUGUUUUGUUUUUUUCUUCUAAACCUGAGGAAUGUUCAGUUUAUUCAUUGUUUUUCUUUUUCCAAAGCUUUGUACAUGAUGAUGUUAUUCAAACUCUGGUUGGGUGCUGCAUCUUUUUGGUCUUUUUUUUUGUGUUGCAUGAGUGAGUAUAACAGCGCUUUGAAACUGUGGAACCA